AACUGUUUAUUAAUAUCUCUGACAUAAAUUGCGUACGUAGAAAUGCCUAUAAGUAUUAAUGUCUAAAAUCUAGAUAUUAUACAUCACAAUUAUUAUGACUGUGACUGUGAUUGUGAUAUAUCUUAAUAUCGUUAAGUCGAUUAUGUUAUAUUUUAUAUUUAUUCUCAUAUUAUCUGUACCGCUUGUUUAAAUGGACUUUUUUCAUAUUACUUCUUACCUAGUUACUAUAAUCUGUACCGAUCUAGUUCACAAAAGUGCUCUAUGUUUAUCACGUGUUGCGUAUGUAUUAAUUUCUUAAUUAAAAUCGUAAUAAUUAUUCUAUAAUUUUUAUCUGUGCGGAAUCCGCAUACAUGAUACAUGGAUAUUAUGACCAGCAUCCGGUAGAUUACAUUUUCUAUAAAAAAAUAUCGCUUUUCACGAAUUGGGUCCAGGUGAUCUUUAACCUCAACAACACGUACGAAUUGUAUCCUUCCUAUUUUAUACUGACUUAGAAUUGUUAACAACGAUUUAUUACUAAAAAUUGAUACAAUAUUUUGAGUGAAGUACUAAAGUUAAAAUUAAAUAAGAUAAAAUAAAAUUUUAUACUGAAAUGGAACAACAGAAGUACAUGAUAUAAAACUUUAUAUUAUAUAUUUUAUAAAAAUAUAAUUUCCAAUACAAACGCUAUUCUUGCACACACUUAUCAGAUUUUUUUAUUUCGGGAUGCAGUUCGUGUACAGCAGUAGAUAUUAUAAACAGUGGCCUACGGAAUCAAUAUAAAGUUAAUUUUUCCUGAUAAGUAAUAACUAAUAAAAUAGUUUAGGUUGGAUCAAUAAAUCCCAAACCAUCGACAUUGAUUAAAUGUAUAUUUUUUAUUUUAUAUUAAAUUCUUUAUUAUUCAGUAAUAGUAUUAAAUUAUUUGUAGGUAGAUACUAUGUAAGCACCAUUUAUUUUAUUCGUUCGAAUACUCGUGUACAAUUAAUUAAUAUUGUCAUAUCAUAUAGCUACGACUUUUAUAAAUAUAAGGAUCACAUAGGUGACACGGAUAUUUUAUUAUCCACGAUUAUAAUAAAACACGAUAUUGCAUAAUAAUAACAAUAUUAUACACACGCACCAUAACCAGUUCAAAUCUCCAGCAACUGCAGCCGGCGAUCCCGAAUUCCCACAGUUUUGAAUGGAACCGGUUUUUUUCACGUCUUUAAACUAUUUUGACGUCGGUGUUCCGUGUUCAUAAUAUGUUAUAUGCAACGCGCUUAGAAUAAAUAAUGAACUGUAAGAGUACGGUCUUCAGGUAGAAACCGUAUUCUCUCUAAGACCAGAAAAAAAACAACAAUGAUAUAUGACUCGGUCAUAUUACGUAACCCAACUAAAUGGUAUAAUAUAUAAUGUAUUAUGAUAAUGCAUCAGAUUAGGGUUUUUUUUUCAUAUUCUCUCCCUCUUGUAAUUCUACUUUAAUACAAACGAAAACGUGAAUUAUCGAUAUUUUUGAGUAUUAUCUAUAUGCCUACGCCUGUAAUGUUGAGUGUUGCACUACCUGGACCGACUGCCGGACUGCACCACAAUAUCCCCUCUGGCAGUAUUACUCAUCUCGUUGCCGGAUAAAAAUUCAGCUGCCCGCAUUGCGAUCGUCGUCAUGAUUUCAGUUGUUGUCAUUCGAUACAGGGUGACUAACGUUCUUACUGGUCGUACGCUCAAUACCCACGUACUGUUAUUAUCGUUAUUAUUGUUAUUGUACAAUUUAAUAAUAUCUUUCGUUUCCACAUAUUUUACGGUCAUGGGUACUUAUCUGGACAAUCCGGUUACCGAAAAAGUCUCAGAAGACAUGGAAGACGACACAUUGGUGUGUGGGGUCAGUUCCAUGCAGGGUUGGCGUGUCCGACAAGAAGAUGCACACUUCAGUCUACUUGACUUCGAUAAAAACAUGUCGCUUUUUGGAGUAUUUGACGGACACGGUGGUGCUGAAGUAGCUAGAUUGGCGGUUGAACAGUUGCCUGAUAUGAUAAAAAACCAAUCUUUUAACGUCGGCGAUUACGAAAAUGCUCUAAAAAACGCGUAUUUGGAUUUCGACGCGUAUUUACGCUCUAAAACUGCUUUGAGUAGAAUGAAAGUUCUAGCUCAACCAAAUGAUUCAGCGGAUGCAGGUGACGGCAACGAUGAGAACGAUAAACAUGAAGAUGACAUAAAUAAAAUGUACGGUUUUUACAGUGGUUGCACAGCAGUCGUGGCCCUAUUAGUAGACAAGAAAAAGCUUUAUGUGGCUAACAUCGGGGAUUCUAGGUGUGUCGUUGCUGUUCACGGUACUAAAGCCAUUGAUAUGUCAAAGGACCAUAAGCCUAGAAACGAACCAGAGUUGUCGAGAAUUCGUUUGGCUGGAGCAAGAGUUACAUUCGAUGGACGAAUCAAUCGCGAUCUUAAUUUGUCCCGAGCUUUCGGUGAUUACAUGUAUAAGCAAAACACUAUGCUCCCAAUUACGGAACAAGUUGUCAUCGCUCUACCUGACGUACAGGCGAGAUUAUUAAACGCAUACGAUGGCGAUUUUAUCGUGUUAGGGUGUGAUGGAAUAUGGGACUCGUUAAGUAGUCAGUCUACUGUGGAUUUUAUAUCAAAUUACAUUCAAGAACCUGAUAUAAAAUUAUCGUCGAUUUGUGAAAAUUUACUCAGCAAAUGUUUCUCGGCUGAACGCCGUUCAAAAGGUGUCGAUAACAUGACGUGUAUUAUUGUCAAAUUAAAAUACGAGAAAAAGCCGCCGUCAGACCAAAAGGGCGUUGAUCCGAUCGGCUGCAAAAUUGAUACUUUAAAAUUGAGUUAAAAUUAUAACAAUAAUGUUAUUAUCAAUACCUAACAUAAUGAAUAUACUAUAUUACUAUGUAAUAUAUUAUAACAUAAUAUUUUUAUUUUGCACACCAACUCAUGUGAAUAUUAUAAAAUGAAUUUGGCGUAUUGAAUUUUAUUAUUCAACUGAAGACAAUAACACAAAAUUUACAUUAUACGUGUUAUUGAUGGUAAUGCAAUCAUGAAAUUAGUUUUUAAUCGUUGGGCCAUCUUAUAGAUAUUUAGUACAUAUUAUGCAUCAUUAUGGGAAAAUCAGGUUUUGGGAAGGUGUGGUAUUUUUAUUUUUGCUUCAAUAAAAAAAAAAGUAUAUAAAAAGAUAUAAA
This is a messenger RNA of Aphis gossypii (cotton aphid), 3134 nucleotides long. Its product is annotated as probable protein phosphatase CG10417. The transcript is spliced from 6 exons. The record is from RefSeq and is a predicted model, not a curated record. Bases 1613 to 2788 code for a protein of 391 amino acids. Gene Ontology annotation, molecular function: protein serine/threonine phosphatase activity; cation binding. Lineage: Eukaryota; Metazoa; Arthropoda; Insecta; Hemiptera; Aphididae. Gene Ontology annotation, biological process: protein dephosphorylation.